CUCAUGGCAUAUAUUCCCUCCACCCAGCAUAACCCCACAUAUGUUUCCAGAUAUGGAGUGAGAACAUAGGACAUGCCAUGCCAACAACUCCCCAAUUAUAAAGAGAAACUACAGCUGCCACAUACUCAAACCAGAGCUCAGAGGAUCAAAAAAAAAAUCCACUACUACUCUAUUUGUCAUUUCAUUUUAUCCAUUGUUUUUGCAAAAAAGGAAAACAUUAAAAACAGAACCAUGGGUCAUCAACAACAACAACAUGUGCAAAAUCAAGACACAAGCUUGGUUCUAUCCAGUGAUGCAAAGCCUAGGCUAAAAUGGACUCCAGAGCUUCAUCGGCGAUUCGUCGAUGCUGUCACUCAGUUUGGAGGAGCAGACAAAGCAACACCUAAAGCCUUGAUGAGGAUGAUGAGCAUUCCUGGACUCACCUUGUACCACCUAAAGAGCCACUUACAGAAAUAUAGGUUGGGGAAAAGUCAACAUUCGGAGACCUAUCAAGAAAUUAAUCAACAAGACUAUGAAGCGGAUCCAGGAAGAGAUGUUGAUUUCAAUGGGGAAGCUGGAGAUGAAACCCCUAAUCAAAUUAAUGAUUUACAGAUAGCUCAGGCUCUACAAGUGCAAAUGGAGGUGCAGAGAAAACUUCAUGAACAAAUUGAGGUACAGAGACAUUUGCAGCUGAGAAUCGAAGCACAAGGAAAGUAUUUACAAUCGGUGUUAAAGAAAGCCCAAGAAACACUUGCCGAGUACAAUGCAUCAUCAGUUGGAGUGGAAAUAGCAAAAGCCGAAUUAUCCCAAUUAGUCUCAAUGGUUGACAAUGGCUGCCAGAGUUCAUUGUCGUCCGUGUUAACGGACAUUGGAGGCCCAAGCCCAAAAGAUGCAGAAAAGAAUCAUCUGGUGGAAGGGACCACUGGAUGUUCAUCGUCAGAGAGCUCGGGGCGAAUGCAAGAAAAGUGUAAUGACAACUCUGUUGUACUAUCACUCAUGGAUUUAAGUCCGAGGCCUAAUCAAUCAAGUGGACGAAAGAGGAGAGGGAGCACCAUUUCUGAUGGGAAUUGUGAUGAAAAACAAUCGAAAUCGGAUGAGAAAUUGAACAAGUUUGGAUUAAAGGAUAGGUUUGAUCUGAAUAUCCAAUAUUUGGAUUGAGUUUGAAGUUCGGAGGCAGAGGAAUUUCAGAGGACAUGUUUUGUGAUUUGAGAGAUGGAUAGAAGAUGGGAUUUAAGAAAAAUAUAUAUAUUUAUGUUAUAUAUACUAUCUAAUGUAUUGGUUCUUUAGAGCUUA
This is a messenger RNA of Camellia sinensis, 1272 nucleotides long. RefSeq names its product protein PHR1-LIKE 3. The record is from RefSeq and is a predicted model, not a curated record. Gene Ontology annotation, molecular function: DNA binding; DNA-binding transcription factor activity. NCBI's taxonomy places the organism in Eukaryota, Viridiplantae, Streptophyta, Magnoliopsida, Ericales, Theaceae.